Molecule: messenger RNA, 2014 nt
Organism: Lampris incognitus (smalleye Pacific opah)
Lineage: Eukaryota; Metazoa; Chordata; Actinopteri; Lampriformes; Lampridae
Product: SH2 domain-containing protein 7-like
Exons: 8
Coding region: 156-1748 (530 amino acids)
Cellular component (GO): cytoplasm
Source: RefSeq, a predicted model, not a curated record
CGUUACACAAGAACCAUCACUUUCCAAGCCUGGCGGAAAAACGGCGUGCGAUUCUAAAUGUCAUCUGUCUAUAUCUCUUGUGAACAGUUGCCCUCCCUCAGAACACCCUUUCUCAGAGGCCGAGGACGGUUUAGGAGAUAAGAGAAAUCAUCUUAAUGGUUGCCGAAAUGAGUCUGGAUUCAAAUCACGCGGUGUCAGGCUCAAGGGCAGAGAUAAAGAGGAAUUGGACCUGGCUCUUUAGAAGAGUGAAAGAUAAACCGCGUAAGACCUGCAACGUUUUGGGGUCAAGGCCAAUGGACCGGGAGCAUCCCAAGGCCCGCUGCUUCAGGACCCAUGUGAUGUUUCACCACAAGGACCGGGUAAGGAUGGAGCCGCCGGUAGACUCGCUUGCUGAGGGGAGCGAGGGAGGACUCAAAGAGCUGACACUGAAGUGGUUCACCGAGACACAGACGCCGGUUAUUCUCCAAAACGGCACCUUCCCCUCCUGGUUCCAGGGCUUCAUCAGCAGGAGGGAUGCUGAAGAAACCCUCCAGGACAAGGAACUGGGCUGCUUCAUGAUCCGCCUCAGCGAUAAGGCCAUCGGGUACAUACUCUCCUACAAAGGCAGGGAUCGGUGUCGGCACUUCGUGAUAAACCAAAGCAAAACGAAACAGUUCAUUGUGCUCGGCGACACGGAGGUACACGACACAAUUUCCGGCCUGAUCGAGUACUACAAGGCCAACCCCAUCGAGCCGUUCGGCGAGUACUUGACAUCUUCGUGCGGCGAGACGUUUACGGAGCUGUAUGACAUCAUCCAGGUCAGCCCCAAAGAAAAGCCCGCGGCCACUGUCAGAGCUGCAAAGAAUGUGCAGGCCCAGCACAGUCAUAGCGGCUCAGAGAAACCUCCCACUCUGCCGCCAAAGAACAGCAGCACGGCUCAGUUCAACAGCCCGGUUUGUUUCGUCAAACAGGAAGUACAGCCCUUACCGAGACGCAACGUGCCCCUCGUGAAGGGCCCCCCGGACGAGCCGAGCGACCCCCCGGGUAAAGUGCUGUACGCUCAGCUGGAGAAGCUGAGAAGUAGGGGGAUAACCAGAGCCCAACACAGCGGUCAAGAAGAUUUACCCGGAGUACCCCCGGGGAGGGCCGAGAGGUGCGCAAAUCCCAGCCAGGCCUGCCGAGAGGAGAGCGUCAGCUGGGAUAGUCCAGCCCCAAGAUCAGGCAUUAUUUACUCUCAGAUAAGCUCACUGGACUGCAAGAGCCGGUCCCUGCCUCUUCUGGACAACAGCUUGGACAAUCAGAAUUCUCACAGGCUAAGUGCAUCCUCGCUUACCCCGCCUCGGCUGUCCCCCAAAUCCCCCAGACAACCCGCGAACCACUAUGCCCUGCCCCUGGUGCCGAGGGGGAUGUCCAGCAGUCCGGCCGGCAGCCACAGUCUCGACUACCUUUGCAACAGCCCUAUUUACUACUUAGCCGGCAGACCCGGGAACCAGGUGACCGCCAACGAGAGACGGCCACUCACACCAGAACAAGACAACGUUUACACAUCCGCCGAGGUCCCCAGUCAAUUCAGCCAGACCCGCUUCCUUCUGGACAACACGUACGAGCAGAUCCCCGGGCACGGACUCACGAGGGAAGCACCCAAGUCCGAACCUCGCAACAACAUGUACGAGUCCCUGGCCGCCCCCAGGCCUAAAUACACAGUCCCAUCCGGUGGGAUCAAGAACGACAAAUGGAAACGGUUCUUCCCCGAUCCCAAAAAGAAAUGAGGAGUUGAGGUUGUUAUACCGGCUACUGGAGAAAACCACUAAGAUGACACUAGCACCACUCUCUAACUGUACCGGCAUUGUGUCCUUUGUGAAAUUUACAUAAGAUUAUGUUUGUUGAUAUCUAUUCAGGCUGACAACAAAUGCUCUGUGCACUUCCGUUUUUUUAACGCAUGUUAAAAAAAAAAGAUAAAGAUAAAAGAUAAAACUUCCGGGUAUGUGCUGGACACUGUACAAAUACCGUGAAUCAAUAUUUAUUAAACAUUGCU